AUGCUGCUCUCAAAACUGGGUUCUUUCCCCCCCAUCGCAACCAGCAUGGAUCUACCGGCGAAGCUCCAUCUGCAGCAGCAAGCAAAAACAGAAAGGCUGCCAUUUGAGAAGCAGUACCGGCUCGGAGCGGUGCUGGGAAGUGGAGGAUUCGGGACUGUUUACUCCGCGGUCCGUGUGGCUGACGGGGCACCGGUGGCUGUGAAACAUGUUUGUCGAGACAGAGUGACUGACUGGGCCACUCUGACCAGCGGAGUGGUGCCUCUGGAGAUCGUCCUGUUGGAGAAGGUGGGCGCAGGCUUCGGGGGUGUGGUGCAGCUCCUGGACUGGUGGGAACGUCAGGACGGCUGGUUGUUGGUCAUGGAGCGUCCCGAGCCGGCUCAGGACCUGUUUGACUACAUCACAGAGCGGGGCACUCUGGAGGAGGACGUGGCCCGCGGGUUCUUCCUGCAGGUUCUGAAGGCCGUGCAGCAUUGUUUCAGCUGCGGAGUGGUUCACAGAGACAUUAAAGACGAGAACCUCCUGGUGGAUUUACGGACUGGAACACUCAAACUGAUAGACUUUGGCUCGGGGGCGUUCCUGAAAGACUCUGCAUACACUGACUUUGAUGGCACUCGCGUUUACAGUCCCCCAGAGUGGAUCCGGUUAAAGCGCUACCACGGCCCGUCCGCCACAGUCUGGUCUCUGGGCGUCCUGCUGUACGACAUGGUGUGUGGAGACAUCCCGUUCGAGCAGGACGAGGAGAUCCUUCGCGGGCGCGUUAUUUUCCGAGGCAAAGUGUCUCAAGACUGCCAGCAGCUGAUUAGUUGGUGUUUGAAUCUCCAGCCGACAGAAAGGCCGUCCCUGGAGCAGAUCCUGGUCCAUCCGUGGCUCACAGGAUCCAAGUGCCACCAAACAGAGAGCUGCGACAUCACACUGCACACGCUGGAAGACCCCUCUACCUCCCCUUCGUCUACCUCAUCGAGCCAGGACAGUCUCUGA
Knipowitschia caucasica is the source of this 978-nucleotide messenger RNA. The record is from the annotation of a GenBank genome assembly. NCBI's taxonomy places the organism in Eukaryota, Metazoa, Chordata, Actinopteri, Gobiiformes, Gobiidae.